AUGAAGCUGCACUAUAUCGGAAUCAUCAAGAACGAUGUUAAACCCGGCAUUGAGCUGGUGUCGGAGAAGGAGCUCAGCGCAUACUCGCGAUUCACACGCCAGAACUAUGGCGAAUUCAUGACCAUGUUCUCCAAGACGGUCGCGGAGCGGACGCGCCCAGGCCAGCGACAGGACGUUGAGGAGCAGGACUAUACGUUCCAUGCGUACGCGCGAUCCGAGGGUGUGUGCGGCAUCAUCAUCAGCGACCACGAGUAUGCGCCGCUGGCGGCACAUCAGUUGCUGUCCAAGGUGCUCGACGACUUUUUGGCGUCGCACCCCAAGUCGGCCUGGGCCAACGGCCAGCUCCAGACCAUGCCCGAACUCAAGGAGUACAUUGCAAAGUACCAGGACCCGACCCAGGCCGACGGCAUCAUGAAGAUCCAGCGCGAGCUCGACGAGACCAAGAUUGUCCUCCACAAGACGAUUGAGAGCGUGCUGCAGCGCGGCGAGAAGAUUGACGACCUGGUGGCCAAGAGUGACGGCCUGAGCGCACAGUCCAAGAUGUUCUAUCAACAAGCAAAGAAGCAGAACUCGUGCUGUUUGAUCAUGUAG
Pestalotiopsis fici W106-1 is the source of this 591-nucleotide messenger RNA. RefSeq names its product Synaptobrevin. Gene Ontology annotation, molecular function: SNAP receptor activity. The record is from RefSeq and is a predicted model, not a curated record. Gene Ontology annotation, biological process: endoplasmic reticulum to Golgi vesicle-mediated transport. Gene Ontology annotation, cellular component: Golgi apparatus. Bases 1 to 591 code for a protein of 196 amino acids. NCBI's taxonomy places the organism in Eukaryota, Fungi, Ascomycota, Sordariomycetes, Amphisphaeriales, Sporocadaceae. The transcript is spliced from 4 exons.